This is a messenger RNA of Spodoptera frugiperda (fall armyworm), 3611 nucleotides long. RefSeq names its product inhibitor of growth protein 5 (gene Ing5). The record is from RefSeq and is a predicted model, not a curated record. Bases 241 to 1065 code for a protein of 274 amino acids. The transcript has a single exon. Gene Ontology annotation, biological process: regulation of DNA-templated transcription. Gene Ontology annotation, cellular component: nucleus. Lineage: Eukaryota; Metazoa; Arthropoda; Insecta; Lepidoptera; Noctuidae.
CAUUCGCUUGUUUGAGCUUGAACGAAACGAAAUUUAUUGUUGCAAAGUGCAUAUCACGAAUCUGUCGGGUUUUUCAUGUUAAUUUUAUGUGUUAAACUAAAUCAAAUAGUUAAGAAUAACUAAAUGCGCGAGUUAAAAAAGAAACUGAAAUAGUUUUAGUGAUAAUAAUUUCAGUGUAACAGUUGUUUUAUUAUCAGUGUUUCGCACUUUCAUUUCUACAUCGUUGCUAAAGAUUGCAAAAUGACUUCUGCACUGUAUUUAGAGCAUUAUUUGGACAGUCUGCAGCACCUGCCGAUAGAAUUGCAGAGAAACUUUAAGUUAAUGCGUGAUCUAGAUGACCGUGCACACGGACUAAUGAGGACGAUCGACCUUAUGGCUGACGAGUUGCUACCACAAAUCCCGAAAAUGGACGAAGAAACCAAGAAAGAAAAGGUAAAUACUAUUCAAGGACUAUUCAACAAAGCCAAGGAGUACGGAGACGACAAAGUGCAACUUGCAAUACAGACCUACGAGUUGGUUGAUAAGCACAUACGUCGCCUUGACUCUGACCUCGCACGAUUUGAAUCUGAGAUACAGGAGAAAGUAAUGAGCGCACGUGCCGCACAGCAGGCCGCUGCUGACCAGGAACCAAAUGCCGCCACUGUCAAGAAGGGUAGGAAGAAGAGUAAAAUUAAUGACAAGAGUGCAUCUACCACUGGCAAGAAGAAACGUGCUGGAGCGUCUAGUGAGGACGACGCCGUCGCUUCAGGCAGGUCGGCCGCGAAGAAAAAAGCGGUACGUAAAGGUGCAGCUGCUACUGCUAAUAGUUCUAAAGAACAGGAGGAAAAUGCUGAUUUAGAUUCUGUAGGAGGAAUGGCUCAUCCCAGUGAUGUGUUGGAUAUGCCUGUGGAUCCAAAUGAGCCCACAUAUUGUCUCUGUCAUCAAGUAUCAUAUGGAGAGAUGAUUGGCUGUGACAACCCUGACUGCCCUAUAGAAUGGUUCCACUUUGCCUGUGUGGACCUUAAGAUCAAGCCCAAAGGUAAAUGGUACUGCCCUAAGUGUACUCAGGAUAGAAAGAAGAAAUGAUCCACAGCCAAACCUGCUGCCAAGCAAACAGAUAAGACUGUAACUUUAAAGAAAGAAGUGAAGUGACUAAAUAGUAGUCGUAAGUUAUAUUAAUAUAUUGUAUUAUAGCCCCAACAUGUGAAAUGUGAUGUAUUUUAUGAUAAGUGGAUGUUACACCGAGGUGUAUAAGAAUGAGGAAACAUUUCUACAAUACUUGAAAUGCGUGUGCAAUAAUUGUGAAAGCUAACUUAUUGUAUUUUGUGUUGUUAUGUCAUUGUGAUAUAAAAACGGAAAAUACCUUUUAUUGAGUUAUAUCAAAUUUUGUAUUAUAAUAUAGUUAAAUUACUAUGGCCUUGUUUUUAUUGAUAGGGCAGAAACAGUAAAAUAACUAUGACUAACUUCUCUUUCAAAUUUUGGAUGUGGCAUUUCAAUUAUCAAUUAUUAGCACAAAAUAGUGUUCAAUUAAUAUUGUAUGGAGUAGCCAUGCAUAAUUACAUAAUUUGUAGAAACAAUACAUAAUAUAUAGAUAAAUUUAAUAUAUGACAUGCUAGGAACAAUAAUAGCAGCUUCUAUUGUUAAGAAUAAUCUUAUGAUGUUAUCAUAUGCCUUAUUUAGCAUUUAUUUGUAACUGGCAUAAUGACACAGUCAUAGAAUUAAGUUUUUAUAUGAUAUAGUAUAACAUGUUUUGAGAUUUAUUGUACAUAUUGCAUUCAGAAUGAAUUGAGAUAAACAGACAUAAUAUACAACACAGAUUCAUAUCAGAUUCUUAUUUCACAUGUGUAAUAUACAUUCUUAAAUUUUCUCAAUCUUGAAUAUUGUAAAGAAUAGUCUUCAAUGGUUAGAUGCCUCAUACAUAAUAUACAAUAUAUAUUAUAUCAAAAUAGUCUGAAUGUUAACUAAAUGUGAAAGAUUUAGUGGUAAGUAAAUAUUUUAGUGUGAUUGUCCUUAAAGGAGUGGGGUAAAUUCUGUGGGACACUGACUAUACUUGGAAAACACAUUAAAGUUGUAAAAUUACAUUAAUCAUGCACCAUUUGUAUUGAUGGGUGACUAAACCAUAUUCAUUAAAUAAUGAAGUUAUUAACUAAUAUGGUUUUGCUUAUUUUUAGUACUCAUUAAUUCAAUUUCACUCUACUUUAAAUUAUUCUUCACUCUCUAUUUCAAUGACUUGUGGUAAGAUGAUGCAUAAAUUCAUGGGUACUGAAAUGUAAAGUUAGGUAAAGAUAACUAUCACGAGAAAGAUACUAUAACAUCAGAACUAAAUCAACUAAAAAUCACGGUUUACUCACAUACAAUAAUGGAGAAAAAUUUGACUAAUUACAAGUCACAGUGGGAACUUCUGUAAACCGUGAUUUUUAGUUAAGAUAAUGAAUAUUUUGCAACUUUAAUUUUCUCCACUUUCUUGAUUUACUGAAACAAAUUAAGAAGUUUAUUUUAUCUUUAGUUUUUGUCUUACAGAAUUUGUGAGUGAGAUUGGUUAUGGACUGAUGCCAAUAUCAUGUAAUUUUAGUGUAUAACAUUUAGAAUUUUAUUGGUUUAUUAAUUUCACAGGACAAAAGUACAUUAAAUUAAAAUGAAAUAACACUUUAAAAAUCUUGGCUGAAUAGCUAUGCAUAAUAUUUUCUGGUAUUUCUUUUUUUAAUUUAUAGACUUUUCUAUAUGUUCUAUAGUGUUUUGCUAAUAUUUGGAGGGUCAUGGGAAUAUGUGAUGAGCUUGGAUUGGUACAUAUAUAUAGGUAAUGUUUGUAAGGACAAUCUUGUGUGCACUUGUACUAAACAUUUAUUUAUUAAUGUAAGGAGAUCCUAUAUAAAUUAUAUGCCUGUACAUAGUCCUAUAUAAUCACAAAGAUAUUAGAUUUGAGUUCUUAAUCUUAUUUUUUUAAUGUUACAUGUUAGGUUGUAUUCUGUUAUACAAGCAAUAUAGAUUAUAGGAUCUAUUACUGUUUUUAUUUAAAUAUUAAGAUAUAUUUCUAAAUAUUUGAAUAUUAUUGCAGUUAUUGACUUAUUAUUUUAGUAGUUGGCAAUAGUACUUUAUAUGGAUAAAUCUGUACACCAAAUAUUAUUGUGUAAAGUAAUUUAAGUGAAUAUUAAUUUGAUGUAGUUAAAAAUUGCAGGAUUAGGUGUUUCCAUUAUGAAUUACACAUAUAAGUAUUAUGUUUUUAGUCCAUCAUGCUUUAUGUCGAUGACUUCUUUGUUCCUUUAAUCGUUUCUGUAUAUAAGAUGACAUGCCUACAUAUUUUAUAGUUAAAUAUUUGUUCUAUCAAGGAAUGGAGAAGUUAUUACAUAAAGCUUAUAAUAUAUUUUGUCCAAUACAUCACUUUUUUAAAUUAUAACGGUAACCAAAUAAAGGUGCCUUUAUGAAGUGUAGAUUUUUGUAUUGUAAUAGCGCCACCGAUUCAGGUUUCAUAAUUAAUAUAUCAGAUUAAUAUGUAUUUAGGUAAUUGUAAUAUUAUCAAGUGUCGACAUAAUUCUAAAAUCGAUUUUAACAUGAAAUGGUUCCUGGAUCACAACACCAAUAGGAAUGUUUUGUUAUUGCCAUUUUAUUAUGUUUAAUAAAUAAUGUAAACCUUA